This is a messenger RNA of Magnolia sinica, 1836 nucleotides long. RefSeq names its product mannan endo-1,4-beta-mannosidase 6. The record is from RefSeq and is a predicted model, not a curated record. Bases 311 to 1678 code for a protein of 455 amino acids. Lineage: Eukaryota; Viridiplantae; Streptophyta; Magnoliopsida; Magnoliales; Magnoliaceae. The transcript is spliced from 8 exons. Gene Ontology annotation, molecular function: hydrolase activity, hydrolyzing O-glycosyl compounds.
UCAUAGACCGCCAGAGUAUCAAAUGUCUCCCCAUAUUUAAAGCCAAAUAGACGGAGACAUGAAUUCCUCGCGAAGAAAAUCGAGUUCUCUGGGGAUCCCUAUAAUCAGAUAAACGGUUCAGAAGUGAAAUACACCAAACAUCAACGAUCCACUGAAAAAAUGCUAGGGAUUAGUACCUUAAGCUAUCGCCCAACAGAGUAACCGUCUGGAUCACUGAUCUAUCGGCCAUACUUGUUCGAACUGGAAGCCCGAGUAUGCUAGGCAUAUAUCUCCUCUCUCUCAUGGCGUGUUGGGAGCUCAAUCUUUCACGAUGUUCCGUACUAUGCUGCGCCGGCAUAAACGAAGUGGUUUCAAUUUCAAUGGAGAUCAACAGCACACAGGAAUCGCAGAUGAAUUGAAGGGUCAUUUGUCAUUUUUUGGGAGAAAUCAUGGAAUACAUGAAAUGGAUGGUGUUGAUGGAGAUGAAGAAUGGGGUAUGGUGCAGAAGAAAGGAAAUCAAUUCAUUGUUAAAAACCAGCCUUUCUAUGUUAAUGGCUUCAAUACCUAUUGGCUGAUGGUCUUUGCUGUUGAUAAAUCGACAAGAUCAAAGGUUACUGAAGUGUUUCAGCAGGCGUCUUCAGUGGGCCUCACUGUAUGUAGGACAUGGGCCUUUAAUGAUGGAGGGUGGAGAGCUCUUCAAAAAUCUCCUUCUGUUUAUGAUGAGGAAGUCUUCAAGGGAUUGGAUUUUGUAAUUAGUGAAGCAAAGAAGCAAAAAAUAAGGCUUAUAUUGUCAUUAGCCAACAACUGGGAAGCAUAUGGAGGGAAAGCACAAUACGUGAAAUGGGGAAAAGCUGCCGGCUUGAAUCUGACCAACGACGACGAUUUCUUCUCCCACCCCACCCUCAAAAGCUACUUCAAGGCAUAUGUCAAGACGGUUCUUACUCGAGUCAAUACAUUCACAAACGUGACAUACAAGGAUGAUCCGACAAUUUUUGCUUGGGAGUUGAUGAAUGAGCCGCGGUGCCUUUCGGAUCCCUCAGGGGAGAAAUUACAGGCAUGGAUACAAGAAAUGGCGCUCCACGUGAAGACCAUCGAUCCAGUCCAUCUGUUAGAGAUUGGAUCAGAAGGAUUCUACGGCCCUUCGACACCGGACAGAGCUCAAUUCAAUCCCAACACCUUCUCAACACAAGUAGGAACCGAUUUCAUGAGGAACCAUCAGGCGUUCGGCAUCGAUUUUGCUUCUGUCCACAUCUACGCUGAUUCCUGGAUAUCGCAAUCGAUCUCGGACGCUCACAUCCAGUUCGUGAAGUCAUGGAUGCAAGCCCACAUCGACGACGCCGACAAGACGCUCGGGAUGCCGGUCAUCUUCGGCGAGUUUGGCGUGUCCACCAAAGACAACGGCUACAAUGCAUCUUUCCGGGACAACCUCAUCAACACCGUCUAUAAAACCAUCUUGGACUCUUCAAGGAAAGGAGGGAGUGGUGGGGGCAGCCUCCUUUGGCAGCUCUUCCCAGAUGGGACAGACUACAUGGACGAUGGAUAUGCCAUUGUCCUCUCAAAGGCCCCAUCAACCUCCAACAUCAUCUCCCUCCAAUCCACAAGGCUCAUGCUCUUCAAUUCCUUAUGCUCUUGGAAGUGCCAUUGGGGUUGCAAGAAGAAGAAUCCUCUUGAGGGAUUCAUGUACCAUGAUGAGCUAUAAGAUGAUAGACCUGGUAUGGGUGGAAUACGUGUAUGAGAUCCAGGCUGUUUAUUCAUUUGGGGUUGAUGGGAUGGGUCAUAGCCUGAGAAUCAACGGUUGGAUGAUCUUAAUUGCCUAAUGGAAGAGUAUUCUUAUGUAAGUCUUCUGAUCUUCGGCUA